Messenger RNA from Octodon degus (degu), 1220 nucleotides. RefSeq lists its product as uncharacterized. The coding region runs from base 222 to 1220 and encodes 332 amino acids. The record is from RefSeq and is a predicted model, not a curated record. Lineage: Eukaryota; Metazoa; Chordata; Mammalia; Rodentia; Octodontidae. The transcript has 5 exons.
GCGUCAGGGGCGGGGCGGAGGCCUACGGGAAGGCCCGGCGGACCCUGUCCUGGCGCGAGGCGCAGAUACCAGGCAGCCAGUUCUGAGGUGCCAGGUUCAGUCCUGUGACUGUCGCUCUGCAGCUAGGGGUGGGGCGAGGAAGCCCGGUAACCUCGAAGAGUCCUCAAAAGACCCAGAAGCACGAGCAGGAGUGAGGUGUACCUCUCCCAACAGAGCUCGUGAUGCCACCCGUGACGCCGGUCAACAGGGUCUCCCUUAGGGAGCUCGCUGACCUGGCCAUUGGCACCCCAGAGGUGGGCGCCGUCAACUUCACAGCCCUGCAUACUCUCAUUGUGGCCAUCCUCAAAAACCUCAACCUCCAAGAGACACUCAUCGACAUCCAGACCCUGUCGCCCGAGGGAGGCCACUCGAUCGAGUCCUUCCGCUCAGUGGAGCCGCUCCGAGCCUCGUACAGCGGGCUUCUCAGCACACCGCAGUUACAGCCGAGCAAAGAGAAGCGCAGGGCUGCCAGCAGGUCAUCCCAGAGCUUGGAGAUCCAGGUGAAGGACCUGGGCGGGCAGGUGCAGGACCUCACCAAGCAGCUCAAGGCUGUGGACAGCCAGGUGCAGGUCAUCGUCACCCACGUGCAGCACAUCACCUCGCAGCCCAUGGAGUUCGACUUGGAGUCCUCCACGGCCCUGGAGGAAAAGGACACGGCCAUGCCAGACACAGAGGAGACUCAGAUAAGAUUGAUUAAGGUGCAGGAGGACGUAAAGAAGCCCGUGGACGUGCUCCAGGAUAUGGAAGAUGUGAAAAGCUUGAAAGAAGCCCACACAAAAGCACAGGCGUUAAAACCACAGGUUCUGGUACCCGAGGAUACGAAUUUCCAGGAACUUCUACAGCGCAUGGAAGACCUGGAGAGGCUCGUCAAAGGGCGAGAUGAUUUCCUGGAAUAUAUAAGCCAGAAACUGAACAUUGUUCCUGGUGGAGAAGAAGUGACCAUGGUCACCUGGGAAGAGCUAGAGCAAGCCAUUGCCCACGGCUGGAGGGCCACCCAGGCGUGCAACCUGGCACCAGUCAACGUGGUUUGGCGCAGCCUGGUACAUUUCAGUAUGGUUUGGCACAACCUGGCGCAGGCCAGUUUAGCAUGGUACAACCUGGAAUGGAUCAGCAUGGUUCACCACAGCCUGCUACAGAUCAACGUAGCCUGGUGCAACCUGGCACUGAUCAGGGUGAUUUGA